AUGUGGGGGAUCCUUCUUCUCGUUCUGAGGCUGCUGGGGGCAGCGCACUGCGACAUCAGGGCCCGGGACCCCGAGGUCGAGGAAGGCGAGUGGGACAGAAGUGUGCUAGUAGAGCCUGUGUGUCCUCUCUUUCAUCUCCAUAGGAACUGGUGUACGUUUGUGCAUUACCGAACGGUAACAACAGCCGUGCACUUUGGCACGGAGAGGUACACCGUCAAGUCCUUUAGCCCCUGCCCCAGCGGCUCGCCCAACUGCCAGCUGGUCCUGUACAAGCUCUCCGUCAGGCCUGUGUACAAACAGCAGCAGAGGCUGGUCUCCUCUCUGCUGUGGAGAUGCUGCCUGGGUCAUGGAGGACCUAACUGCGAGGACACCGUGGAGGACGGCCGCCCUUCAGAACCCCCCAGCCAAUCAUCAGGAGGGGCUGAGGCGAAACUCAGCGAAGCGCAUGGCCAGGGUGUUGAGAAGAGGCCAUUCGCAUCAGGGGAUCCCAACUUGGGGAAAAGAGAUAACCAGCCACCAAGGGCCCCUGUGGGUGACACACAACGUCCCACCCCUUUACCCCCUGACCGCAACCUGCCCGAUGGGGCGGGAGGGGGCGUGACCUCCACAAUGCCCCUCCCCCAGGCAGCCGCCGCGCUGAUGGCCCACAUUCAGCCUGUGCUGGAUGGGUUUGGUCGCACCCUGAGCCGACUGUCCCGCGAGGUGGAGGGCCUCUCCCGUGGCCUGGCUGAGCUGCAGCGGGAGGGGCGGGGUCCGGGUGGGGCAGGGGGAGGCCACGCCCUUGAGACCAGACUACGGGAGUGCGCUGAGCAGAUCAGCCAGAUGAGGGAGCUGCUGAACUCCCGGAGCUCAGAGCUAGAGGAGCGGCUCAACUCCCAGAAUGCCGCGCAGCACCUCCACAUGACUGCCUUCAAGGCCAACGCCGAUGCCAGUAUCACGCAAAGCCAGGACCGCCUUCAGUCUCUGAACGAGUCCGUCGCCGAGGUGAGGCUGCGGCAGCAGCAGCUGGAGAAGGUGGUGAAGGAAGCCGGCGGCACCCGCACCAGUCCCAAUCGGGUCGCCCCGAACCAAGCUGGGCCAAACCAAGGCCAGCCAGGGCGGGGCGCGGGGGUGUGGGAGGCGAUAUCCAGGCUGGAGGUUGAGGUGGCCAACAACACGCGCAGGCUGGCGGCCCUGGAGGAGGGCUCAGACCGGGCCUCCCAGCAGACCCGGAGCCUGUGGAGGGGGCUGCGGGGUCUGGAGGAGAGGAUCGUCCGGACGGGUCAGCGGACCAAGGUGCGGUUCAGCGCCACGUCGCAAGAGGUGGAGGGAGACAGGGUGGCGGUGAUGGGACAAGUGGAAGAGAUGGCCGGCAACCUCACCGCCAGCGAUGUGCAGCUGGAGGAGCUGGACUCCGACCUGGACUACCUGUACAAUCAGCUCCACAGCCGACACAGCCCCGCCCCAGACUGCGACUGUGGGGGGCUGGUGGCCACCUUGGCCAGGCUGGAGCAGGAAGUGGCCAACGCCACAGACACAGCCAGGGGCAACAGGUUGGUGCUGGAGGACCACCUCAGGGGGCAGGGCCGGCGGGGGACGGGCCCAGGGGCCUCACUGGAUGACCUGCAGGAGAGGCUACUGCUGGUGCGGGACUCACUGUCCCUGGAGCAGGAGAGGACCCAGGCGCUUCGCCUGGACGUGUCCCGGCUGGAGGCCGAGCAGGCAGAGACUCGGCGCAAGCUGGGGGGCCUGCUCCAGAGGCAUGAUGGGAAGGGGCGCGAGAUCCACCGCCUCUCCAGCUACUUCUCCUCGCUGCUGGAGGACGCCGUCCGCCACGCUGAGGUGCUGGAGGUCCUGCUCGGGGAGGAGGUGCUGGAGUUUACCGAGCGCCCGUCCCGGGAGCAGGAGGAGUACUCCAUACCCCUGCUCCAGGACAAGAUCCGGCUUCUGCAGGAGCAGACUGAGAGCCAAGCACAGAGCCUGGCCACUGUGAAUGAAGGCUUGGCCGGAGAUGAGCCCUCGGCGGGCCAAUCAGAGCGGCUCUCCAGAGUGUUCGAGAGGAGGAGCAGUGAAGACCAUAUGGAUGACCCCUUCCCAGACUCCCCAUCGGAGGACGGCCCUGAAGACUACUCCGUCAGUGACUUCUGGAGCAUGGGCAGGGAGGUGGAGGAGCUGGAGUCCCGACUGAGCCAGCUGGAAAGGCGGCCGUGCCCCUCCUGCUGCAACUGCACCGCUGCCCCUGCAGGCCCGGAGGUGCAACCGCGGGGCGAGGGGGCUGCACUGCACAGGGCGUUGGAGGAGCACCUGCGGACAUUCUGGAAGGAGUUAAGCGACGAGGAGCGACCGGCUGGUUCUGACACCAUGCUGGACCUGGACGCGCCGCGGGCCACAGUCAGCGGAAAAGAGGCACCGAGGCAGAGGAGGCAGAGAAAGGAGAGAAGAGACCAGCACAGCCCACGCACUCACAGACACAGAGCAGCAGCAGGAGUCUCACAGUUUUCGGAAGCACCUCUCGCUUUCCUCGCCAGCACCUACAGCGGCACCAACCGGACGGGUGCGCUGAUCUUCGAGGCGGUGUCCCUGAACCAUGGGGGGGCGUACUCGCCCAGGUCGGGUGUAUUCCGGGCACCUGAGGCGGGGCUCUACCUCUUCCUGCUGAACCUGGAUUUCGGACCGGGCACCGCCCUUGCCAUCCUGAGGACAGGUGGGGCGCCGCUGGCCACCCUGCGACGGGGUGCCAGGUGGUCGGGCGGGCCGGUUUUCCGAGCAUGCCUCCUGGAGUUGGGACGGGGCGCAAGGGUGCACCUGGAGCUGGCGCGGGGCACCCUGAGACGCGGGGGCCAGGUGGAAAACACCUUCGCUGGGGUUCUGCUCUUCAGAACCACCUGAGAGGGGGGAAAAAAAAACCCUGGCAGAGUUAUCAGUGGAUCCGGGUUCUCCGCUGGAAAACUGACACGGCACCUGCUAACCCCUCAACCAAACCAUGAGCCCGAUUUUAUCUAAAAAGGUAGAUACUGAUCCAGAAUCAGUCCUUGGGGACAGGACCCAUCACUGGACGGCUGCCAUUCCCACUGUGUUGGUAAGGCAAGUGAACGAGGGGAUCCAAGCAAAGCAUGAGAUAUUUUACUCUGUCUUUAAAACACAAAAUAUGUGUUUGGUUAGGCUUCCAGUAGCAAAGGGCUGAACAUAACUUGCCAUGUCUCAUGCCAAAGGUUUUGUGUGUUCACGGACUGUGGUUAAAACAGCCUGCAAGUAUGACUUACUCUGAUUCACCUUUGAGUGUUACAUUUUGGAUGCAAUUUUGGAUGCAAUACAGUGACACAAUCACAAUAAUAAUGAUGCAGACUUUACAUUAAGAACACCCAAUACAUACCGCUUACAUAAAGUCAUUUAAAGUAAACAUAGUUGUACAGGAGGGGAACAUGAAAACUCGCAUCAAAAAAGCUACAAACAUAAGCAUAUAUCUGAGAUCACACACAGCUCAUUCAUAUUUCACAAAUUUCAGUGACACACCUAUGUGUGUAUGUG
This is a messenger RNA of Megalops cyprinoides (Indo-Pacific tarpon), 3507 nucleotides long. RefSeq names its product multimerin-2-like. Lineage: Eukaryota; Metazoa; Chordata; Actinopteri; Elopiformes; Megalopidae. The transcript has 8 exons. Gene Ontology annotation, molecular function: protein binding. The record is from RefSeq and is a predicted model, not a curated record. Bases 1 to 2868 code for a protein of 955 amino acids.